Miscanthus lutarioriparius is the source of this 459-nucleotide messenger RNA. Lineage: Eukaryota; Viridiplantae; Streptophyta; Magnoliopsida; Poales; Poaceae. The record is from the annotation of a GenBank genome assembly.
AUGAAGCUGCCCAGUCUCCAUCCGAUAUCCUGGGCAAGCGACCUGCUGAUGGAUGGCUUGUGCAACGACAAGGAGCGUGGCAUUUUCAUUAUCGGCAUGUAUGCACUUUGGAUGCUACGGAACCAGCGACGACAUGGUGACAAUCACAAACUAGUCAGUGCUGCGGUCCGUUGGUCACUUGACACAGCCAUUGACUUAUGGAACUUGAACAAGCCGAUGAAUUCGGUGAAGGAGAGGAACAAUGUGCAGCAAUGGCACGCGCCGCCGGCCGGUUGGUUCAAAUGCAACACUGAUGGUGCUUUUUAUCCGGACCAAGGGCAAGGUCCGUCAGGGGUAGCUCUCCGAAACGACUCAGGUCUCUUUGCUGGUGGACAGGCAAGGUGGUACCCCCAGGGCCUUGAUGCAUUGACCCUGGAAGCUUUGGCUUGCCGGGAUGGUGCUGUUCUAGCUCGGGAUUAG